Messenger RNA from Rhizophagus irregularis DAOM 181602=DAOM 197198, 1758 nucleotides. RefSeq lists its product as uncharacterized. Gene Ontology annotation, cellular component: cytoplasm. Gene Ontology annotation, biological process: protein phosphorylation; signal transduction. The record is from RefSeq and is a predicted model, not a curated record. Gene Ontology annotation, molecular function: protein kinase activity; ATP binding. Lineage: Eukaryota; Fungi; Glomeromycota; Glomeromycetes; Glomerales; Glomeraceae.
UAUAGGUCUGAUCUACAGUUUAGACUUUUUUUUACAAUGAAAAAUACACUUUUUAAUGGAGUUAUUCCGUUCAAGCAGGCUGAAAUAUGUAUUUGUUAACACUCCACUAUGGAAAAACAGCACGUCCUCGAACUUUUUAAACUAAAGGGAAAGAAUCCACAAAUAGAGUGUAACUUUCGAAUGUCUGAUAAUGAAUUUCCAAAAACAUUAGAUCCAGAGAGAAUAAGAUACCUUAAAAGUCUAAACCCAGAACUUGAAUCAUCAUUGGGUCCUAAAUGCGACUUAAACUUGCCAUACAUUUGCGAUAAUUGUCUUCAUCGAGUUUUGCACGGCAAGUUUUCGAGUUGGACCAGUGGGAAUGAACUAAUUGAUAGCUUCAUACAGGAAACACAACUUUUUUCUCCAUACGAACGGUAUCCUGAAUGGGUUCCACACAACUCUUUGUCCCAAAUAAAGAAGAUUGGUGAAGGUGGAUUUGGUACGGUGUUUUCUGCAAUGUGGAGUUGGGGAAUUAAAUCAUCUCUGGAAGAAGAGGAUAAAUAUGAUAAGACGAGAAAAAAUGUAUAUCAUUAUCGAACUGGUCCAUGUACAGUUGCUCUAAAGAAACUGAAAGGUGAAAUGGAAUUUACGCAAACAUUUCUUUUAGAGGUUCAAGCCCAGUUCGAUUUUUGUCAUUUGUACGGGAUCACACAAGAUCCCUCGACAUUAGAAUAUAUGUUUAUAAUGCGUUUUGCACCACAAGGUGAUCUUCGACGAUAUUUAUUGCGAAAUUUUGAUAACCUUACAUUACCGAAUAAGUUGGGUAUAGCCCAAACCAUAUGUGCUGAACUUGAAAAAAUUCAUGCAAAAGGAUGGGUCCACGGUGAUCUCCAUAGCGGAAACAUUCUUUUACUAAACGAAGAAAAUGCAUUCAUUUCCGACUUUGGAAUGUGUCGACCAACUGAUACAGUAGAAGCAAAAGACAAAGUGUAUGGGGUCAUUUCCUAUAUUGCGCCAGAAAUAAUUCGUGGCAAUCCAUAUUCUCAAGCAGGCGAUAUUUACAGCCUUGGAAUUCUCUUAUGGGAGUUAGCUUGUGGAAUCAUUGCAUUUGCGGACCGUUCUCAUGAUGUAAAUCUAAUAUUGGAUAUCUGCGAUGGUCUUCGCCCACAAACAUGCCAUUACUCUCCUCUAGUAUACAAUGAUAUUAUAAAGGUGUGUUGGGAUCCUGAUCCUUCGAAACGACCAUCCGCGAGUGAAAUAUUAAUAUCCAUCGAAAGAUUGUGCAAAUUUAGGCGGUCAAGGGAUGAUUUUGGAUAUCCAAAUAGUGAAUAUCUAAUUGAAAUUAGUGGUGAUUUUUUUAAAGAUUAUCAGUCAGGAUUUUUUGAUCCAGAUUAUGAUUUAAUAAAAUAUUCUGAUAGUGAAAUUCAUCAGCAGUUGAAAAUUGCCCACAAAGCCUGUCGAAUUUAUAUUAAAAUGAAAUGGAAACCGAAUAAACCUAUUCAUUCAGAAGCCGUUUACACUAGCCGUUCAUUUAGUUAUAAGAGUUUGCAGGAUGAGAUUGAUAUCUUGCUAGUCAAAAGUAAUCGAUCAUCUAUUGUUGGAUAGUAUUACUUUGUAUCUCCAUUACUGAAAGUAUCUUAGUUAAUAUGCUGAUAUUUUAUUAAUGUGACUAGACGUCAUCACUUUUGCGAAGAAACAAAUAAUGAUAAUCAUAAUAUUAAAUAGUUUUUAUGUCGUAUAUCGUAACCGCGUAAUUUAAUAACAUAUUUUUAUUCUUAU